AUCAUGGGACUCAACACACGUGUCUCACCCUUUCUGCUGACUGGAUUUGUGGGCCUGGAAAAGGCCCACCACUGGAUCUCCAUCCCAUUAUCUGUAGUCUACAUCUCCAUCCUUCUUGGCAACAGCAUUCUCAUAUUUCUCUUCAGAAAUGACCAUAGCCUUCAGGAGCCUAGGUACUAUUUCUUAGCCAUGCUGGCAGCUGCAGGCCUUGGGAUGACCCUGAUUACCAUGCCUACUGUGCUGUGCAUGGUGUGGAUGAGUCGCAGAGAAAUGAGCCGUGGAGCCUGCUUUCUUCAGGCCUACUUCAUCCAUAGUCUCUCCAUCAUAGAGUCUGGAAUUUUGCUUGCCACGGCCUAUGAUCAGUUCAUUGCCAUGCACAACCCUCUGAGAUACACUUCCAUUCUUACCAACACUCAAGUGAUAAAGAUUAGGGUGGGCAUUUUUAUGAGGGGAUUUGCUCUCAUCUUGCCCCCAAUACUGCCUCUCUAUUGGUUUUCCUGUUGCAGAUCUCAUGUCCUCUCUCAUGCAUUCUGCCUCCAUCAGGAUGUUAUAAAACUCUGUGCUGACAUCACCUUCGAUCACCUGUAUCCUAUUGUGGUGAUAUUUUCUAUGGCCCUACUGGACUGUCUGACAAUCUUUUGCUCCUAUAUUAUGACUCUCAAGACUGUCGUGAGCAUUGCUUCUGGAGAGGAGAGGGCCAAAGCCCUCAACACUUGUGUCUCCCACAUCUGCUACAUCUUAGUCUUCUAUGUCACUGUGGUUGGUUUGACAUUCUUCCACACAUUUGGGAAGAAAGCCCCUCAUCUGGUACACAUCACAAUGAGCUACAUCUAUUUGUUUUUCCCCCCUUUUAUGAAUCCUGUCAUCUACAGCAUUAAAACUAAGCAGAUUCGCAGUAGCAUACUCCAGUUAUUCUCUCUGCCAUCAUCAAAAACAUGA
Messenger RNA from Vicugna pacos (alpaca), 939 nucleotides. Lineage: Eukaryota; Metazoa; Chordata; Mammalia; Artiodactyla; Camelidae. The record is from RefSeq and is a predicted model, not a curated record.